This is a messenger RNA of Panicum hallii, 975 nucleotides long. Its product is annotated as heavy metal-associated isoprenylated plant protein 23-like. The record is from RefSeq and is a predicted model, not a curated record. Gene Ontology annotation, molecular function: metal ion binding. NCBI's taxonomy places the organism in Eukaryota, Viridiplantae, Streptophyta, Magnoliopsida, Poales, Poaceae. The coding region runs from base 311 to 790 and encodes 159 amino acids. The transcript is spliced from 2 exons.
GAGACACGGCUUGGGCGCUUGGGCUAGCUGUACACACACACAAACAAACCUCACUCACUGCCCGCAAGGGAGCAGCUCAUCAGCUCAGACCUUGCAGCAGCUUGCAAGAGGCCUAUAUAUUCAGGCACCCUUCUUCCAGCUACCAUUCAAAGCUCAGCGCAACCACCUUAGCUCCUGGCACGCUGCGAGUGUGAGUGGCCAUUUCAAGAACAGGACAGGCUGUUCGUUUCAUCCUUGGAGGGAGAGGCCGGCCUUGUUGACGGUGAUAGGAUUCGAUCACACAGCUCGGUUCGCAGAGCUUUCAGGCGCCAUGGGAGGCACCCUGGAGUUCUUGUCCGACCUGCUCGGUGGCGGCGGCGGCAGCCGCCGGCGGUACAAGAAGAGGAAGCAGUUCCAGACGGUGGAACUGAGGGUGCGCAUGGACUGCGACGGCUGCGAGAUGAAAGUCAAGAACGCCCUCUCCAGCAUGAAAGGGGUGCAGUCGGUGGAGAUCAACCGGAAGCAGUACAAGGUGACGGUGCAGGGGUACGUGGAGCCGCACAAGGUGGUGAAGCGCGUGCAGGCGACGGGGAAGAAGGCCGAGAUCUGGCCGUACGUGCCCUACAGCCACGUCGCCCACCCCUACGCCGCGCCGGCCUACGACAAGAAGGCGCCGCCGGGGUACGUGCGCAGGGUCGACGCCGUCAUGCCGGUCUCCAGCUACGGCGGCCCCACGGCGGCCGGGCCGCAGGAGGAGCGGCUCGUCACCAUGUUCAGCGACGACAACCCCAACGCCUGCUCCAUCAUGUGAUCAGAUCAUCAGCUAGCUCUUAGGAAACUGUGGAUUAAUGUGCUGGUGCUGCGAUGAUGUUCGUGUUCAUGGUGGUGACACACAUGUAUGCACGUAGCUGCCUGGAGUAUAUGUUUGUGUAAGUUAAUGUAUAGAAGUUUGAGAAAGAUGGCAUGGGAGAAGGGAAAAUUUCUAGAGUUCGUCUC